AGCGCACGAAUCAGUUUGCUCCAGUCUCUCCCAGGACCAGACCAGUCUCAUCCCGGACAGAAGAAGACCACACCUCGCCGGCAACAGAAAAGAUGGCCCGCCUUGCAGUGUUCGUUCUUGCCGGCUUGUGCGUCGUCACUUUGCUACUAAAUCAAGUCACGGCCAGGGCAGUGGACAAGGCAGAUUUGCUGCAAAAGGUUGAGGAACUGAGACAGGCUAUUGAAGAUGCGGAGCUGCUACCAGCCAGCGAGGACGAGGCCAACGAAGAAGAAGUAGACCUGCCAUUCAACAAUGACCCGAUCGGAGAGAUCGCCCGCCGCAACUUAUGCGCCAGUCUGAGGGCGCGCCAUACUAUUCCGCAGUGCAAAAAGUUUGGCCGCCGCUAGAUGGCACUUCGUAACAGGGUACUUGUUUGGACAGGUACUUCUAAUCGUCGGUGUUACCUGCUACAGCUAUACGUCACGAUUGUCUUUACUUAUCGUCAUCUAUAUAUUCUCAUGUGCAUGUCUAGUGCCCGACCUCCCCUUCGAAAGCGAUACUUUGAGCGAGAUAGAGCGCCGCAACAUGUGCAGAAACAACCCCAAGGCUCGCAAGAUGCCGCAGUGCAGACGGUACAGAGUGGGGCGCCGGUAGACGCCGCAAGACUCAACCGGACAGACACGUUGGGACCUUCGACUCUCCUCGGUAUAGAGUGUAUAGGAGCCAUAAAUGUUGUGUUUAAAUAAAAUUUUCACCACUGCAAUGUGUGUUCAUUCUGCUGAAAAAAACACACCACAUUUCCACAGACCUAAUCUGUAUAAAGUGGACAAAAUUUGACCAAAACCAUUCACAAUUCUGAAUUUCACACUUGUUUCCAUUUCUGAUCGUUUGGAUGUUGUCUUUGUUCGCUGUUGUUUAGAUGCUUCUCGGGAAGAAUUAAGAGGAGAGAGGGACGUCCUUUGCGUGAUAUUCGUCUAUGAAACAUAGCUGGAACUAGAAAUACGUCUUGUAAAGAGAAAUGUACAAUUAGGAAAUUGUUAUAGAUGCAAAAAUUGUGGUUAAUAUCUCCACAGAAGUAUCAAUAUUUAUGUAGAUAGUUCUUCCUUAUAAGCAUUAUUUCAAUUUGUACAUUUUACAUACGCUGCACAACUUACAGUCAAGAUGACACUUAUUGCUGGCACUCAUCUGAGUAAAUUUAAAGAUGAAGACUUUGUUAGGAGAAAACAUCCCUAAUAUUUACACCACCCAUGCACAGCUGAUAUUAUGUUCCACUCGUUUUGCCUGGAAUACUUUAAAAUCUGCCAGCUUGCAUCUCAUUCCCCUGGUUUAAAAAAAUGUCUCAUCAUUUUGGCGACUACUGCAUUAUUCCAUGUAGUUCUACUACCAGUGGGAUACAACUAGAUCCAACCUGUUGGUUUGUCAUUGACAGUAAGAAACAUGUCAUUUGCUUUGGCAACUUUUCGCAUAACGAAUGGUGAAGAGAAGGAAUGCUCACACAGUAAAGUUUACAGGGGGGCACUGGUCUAAUAUGAAUGAAGGACACAACAAUGAUAUGUUAGCUUCUUUAUGCUGAAGUACAUGUGUGUUGGCAUUGUGAAAUAAAUAGUUGUCAUGUGA
Molecule: messenger RNA, 1596 nt
Organism: Branchiostoma belcheri (Belcher's lancelet)
Lineage: Eukaryota; Metazoa; Chordata; Leptocardii; Amphioxiformes; Branchiostomatidae
Exons: 3
Coding region: 93-386 (97 amino acids)
Source: RefSeq, a predicted model, not a curated record